GGUACCAUUCCCCCCACCCCCCAGCUGCCUGACCCCGAGAGGGGUGGGGAAAUGGGGAGGGGGGCGGCCCUGUUCCAACGUCUAUGCACACUGUACAGAGACAGCAGAUAAAUUAGAAAAGAAAGAAAAUGAGUGCGGGAGAAAAUGUGGCCGGUGGCAGUGCAGAAUCUGACUUGGUGCCAAAACACAAAUCAUCUUCCAUAAUUUGGAAGUAUUUCGGAUUCAGAAAAGAGGAUGUAAACCAGAGUGACGUGUUGUGCAGGUCGUGCUUAGAAAAAAUUGCGACUAAGCAAGGUAGCACAACAAACAUGUUUCACCAACAGCAUCGCGUGCUGCAUGAAGAGUGCAUGACAAUGAGAGAAACAACGGGGACUUCUCAGUCAUCCCAAAAUAAACCAAAGCAAAGUUUGAUUGCUGAUGCAUUUAGUAGCGUUUCGCCGUAUGAGUUGACGUCCACCAGACAUAAAGAAAUUACAGACGCUAUAACAUACCACAUUGCAAAAAACAUGGUACCUGUGAACACUGUCUCAAAAGAAGGCUUUAAAAAAAUGGUUCGGACGCUGGACAAGCGUUAUAAAAUACCAUCCCGAACACAUUUUAAUCAAGUGGCCAUUCCAAAACUUUAUAAUGAGUGUAAAAUGAGUGUUGAAUCCGAGCUCCGUGAAAUCGAUCAUUUCGCCACCACCACGGACCUGUGGUCGAGCCGGACAACCGAGCAAUACAUAAGUUUAACGGUCCAUUUUAUUACAAGAAAUUUCGAACUCAAGACCCGCUGUCUGCAGACAUCAUUCUUCCCCGGGGAGCAUAUAUAGCGGAGGAGAUGAGAGGUGCGUUAGCGUUAGCAGAACUUGAAGGAGGACCAACAAGUUUGCGUGACGACAGAUAAUGCACCGAACAUGAUAAAGGCUUUGGAGGUGAAUGGCUAGACGCGCCUUCAGUGCUUCGGACACAGGCUACACCUGGAAAUAGGUACAUUUUGCUAUGUUUAUCUUUAAUAACUUUGAGACAGAGAGAAGUGUGUGUGUGAGUGUGUGUGUAAGUGUGUGUGUGUAUGUGUGUGUGUGAGGGAGAGAGAGAACAAUCUGCAUUAUUAUGUGGUUAUUUAGCUGUUGUAAAAUAAUCAUUAAUUAUUUUUGUACAUCUAUUUUUCCAAGAAAACACAGUGAAAGGUGACAGCCGGAUCAGCCGUGCAACAGGUGUCUGCAAAAAGUUGGUGUGCCACUUCUCACACAGCUGGAAAAAGCGAGUGGCACUCGAGCAAGCCCAGAAGCGCCUCAACCUUCCAGUCCACGGACUCAUCACUGAGUGUCAAACUAGAUGGGGGUCUAGGGUGCUCAUGAUUAACAGGAUUCUGGAGCAGCAGAAAGCAGUCCAUGAGGUCCUCUCAGAGGACAGAAACACCCGGCACCUAAUUUUUGGAUAUCAAGAUCUGGAUGUGCUGGAGUCAGUCAGCAAGGCAUUGGGACCACUGCUUGAAUUCACGGAUGCUCUGUCAGGGGAGGAUUACGUUAGUGUUUCACACAUCAAACCAGUACUCAGCCUGUUUAACACAACCAUCUUGGCACCAGAGGAGGGUGAUACGGACAUGACCAAGUCCUUAAAAAAGAAAAUUUUGGAGUACUUGAACAGCAAGUAUGAAGAGAGAGUUACACAAGAGCUCCUGGAUGUGGCAUCCUUCUUAGAUCCAAGAUACAAGACACAAAACAUCAGUGUCAACGACGUCCCCAUCAUCAAAGCCAGACUGGUGUCAGAGAUGAAGAUGAUGGAACACAAGCAUUCUGUUGAGUGCAGAGAGACCAGAGUGGAAGAAGUUUCACCCCCACCCACCAAAAAGGCUAAAAAAAUGUUGGGAAGUUUCUUCAAAAGAUCCACCGCAAGUGUAACAGUACCAAAUCGAUCCCACUGCUGCCAUAGAAGCUGAGCUGAGCGCCUACAUGCAGUCCCCCACAAUUGACGACGAGGACCCACUUCUGUGGUGGAGAUUAACUCACAAAGUCAACUUUCCCCGGCUCAGCAACAUGGCAAGAAAAUACUUGUGCAUGCAGGCCACCAGCUCUCUUCAGAGAGAAUUUUUAGUGCAUCAGGCAACAUUGUGUUUCUGGCAAAGAAUCUGUAAAAGUUGUGCUGCCUGUAACUACCUCUGUUCUGUUAGUAGCAAAUGCAUUUUCUGCAUACAGUUAUGUGAUAUUUUGAAGAAUAUAAAUGUUGUUGCAUU
Messenger RNA from Carassius auratus (goldfish), 2215 nucleotides. RefSeq names its product zinc finger BED domain-containing protein 1-like. Bases 1337 to 1921 code for a protein of 194 amino acids. NCBI's taxonomy places the organism in Eukaryota, Metazoa, Chordata, Actinopteri, Cypriniformes, Cyprinidae. The transcript is spliced from 2 exons. The record is from RefSeq and is a predicted model, not a curated record.